CAAUAAUAUCCACAGAAGAAGAAGAGGAGGAGCCCCCACUUUGAAAUGUUGUUGACAGCUGUAUUAAAACGUGAACUUUACCACCUUUAGAGGAGUUUAAGCUCUCUAACCUUUAAAGGUCAGUGAGCUGGAGUGGGUUCAGCCGCUCAGCUUGUAACGUGAGUUUGUUUAAAGUUUCACAUUUAAUCUUGAAUGGCUGUAGCUAGCUGUCUCUAGCUAACAGUGAUGUCCUCGCCGUGGACAGGGCGCCAGGGACAGGUGGGAGACCUGAGACACCAGAGCAAAGAAGAGCUCCAAGAGCUGCUCCAGCGGCAGGAGAAUAUACUCUCUAACAAGAGGUUAUUACAGACUCUUCCUGACAAAGGGAAAAAGAUCAAAGAAUUCGCAGAGAAAGUACGCCUUGCCGUUCAACUCCACGAUGAAGAGGAGAGGAGACGGAGCUUGGUGUCUGCUGUCAGCACAGAGUUACAGUCCAAGUACAAGCAAGCUUUCGCCGUGCAGCAGCGUGCUCACCCGAACACGCAAAGUGAGUGUGCUGCAGGUGAUGCCAUACAGGACCGGGAGAGCUCUCCUGCCUCUGUUAGCAUGCACGAAAAUGACUCUUUGGAAGAGCAACAGGACCAGUUUGUCUCCAGUGUGGCUGCUGGGGAAACCAUGGAGACGGCUGUUGCUGGGGCCUCUCUGAACUCUGCUGAGACAAAAGAGGGUGACCUUGUGGAGGCCUUAGAAAGGGUCAGACUAUCUGAAACUAGUACUGGUUUCAAUGGUGAGUCUAAAGACCCGAUAAAGAGCACAGCAAGAGAAAAUUACUCACUUAAGGAGAUACCAAAAAAGCCUCACUUUGUAACUUUCCUGGAAAACAAAGAGAAGACUUCAGCUCCCAGGAAGCAACAAUUCAAACCAAAUCAACUGCUCCACAGAAGUGACGUAUCUCCAUCAGGAUCCUCUUCACCCAGCCAGUCCUCUGCAGGCUCCUCGCCGCUCUCUACACAGGACAGGAGGCAGCGGGACAGAAAACACCUGGAUGACAUCACUGCAGCCAAACUACCUCCUCUCCACCAUAGUCCGGCACAGCUCCUGUCUCUGGAAGAGUCGGCCACACUCCUGAUGGAACAAACCAAGAAGCAGCAGGAGUUACAGGCCAAGCUGGCCGCCCAGAAACUGUCUGAGGGAUUGAAGAUCUCUAUGGGGAGCUACACUCCUGACGGUGGCCCCAUGGCUGCCUACAGAGAGGUUCACGACGAAGCAGCCCAGCGCUCCUCAGAAGAGGACUGAUCCUGGAAGGCCAGAGCUGGGAAAACCAGAGUUACCUUGGCCCUGAGGGAAACAGGCUUUGGACCCUGCAAUCAGGACCCAUCAAACAGGAUUUUCACUCCAAGGACAAGAAUUCUUAAGAGAGGAAAGAGUCUUAACGGUGUGAAGGCAAAGUUUGUAUCCCAGACUCAGCUCAGGGCAAACUGUUGAGAAAAUAGCUAACCUAAUUGUCAUUCAGUUUGUAUUUGGCCAGUUUUUAAAUCUCUUGCAGAAAUUAUAAUAGCACCUGAUUUCAAAUGGAUUUUUAAGGCUACAUUUUAAGCAUGUUUCAGGAAUGUUUCAUACCAGUAAACUGGAAUUGAUGAUGUAGUGGCUUUUUGAACCUGAGCGUUUUGGACGUUGAGAUCUCUUUUUGUUUAUAAUCCCUCAUAUGCAAUUAAGGCUCAUCAGCUGUUGGAGCAGACUGUUAUGACACAAUAAUGACUUUUUACAACUUUGUAUGGAAAAUAGACACGAGCCUGCAGACAGAUGUCAUUAUGAAAGGCUAUCUCACAGGAUUAAAUAAAUACAGUGGCUUUUCCAAA
Molecule: messenger RNA, 1838 nt
Organism: Labrus mixtus (cuckoo wrasse)
Lineage: Eukaryota; Metazoa; Chordata; Actinopteri; Labriformes; Labridae
Gene: polr2m
Product: RNA polymerase II subunit M
Exons: 4
Coding region: 226-1275 (349 amino acids)
Biological process (GO): intracellular signal transduction; transcription elongation by RNA polymerase II
Cellular component (GO): intracellular anatomical structure; nucleus
Molecular function (GO): transcription elongation factor activity
Source: RefSeq, a predicted model, not a curated record